GUACGAAGAGGGGAGAGAAAAACGCUGACCAUAACAAACUGCGCAACAACAACAAAAGCACAGAUUAGGCAGAAAACAACAAAUUUGCAAAGCCAACGCUUUUGUUUAAACAAUAACAACCACUCGUGACGUAGUCUGCGAAGGGGAAGUGCGACCGCCGAAGUUCCGCAUACAUACAUACGCACACACACAGCAUGCACACAUAGUUUAAAGGUCAAAUCUCAGCUGACUGAAAGUGCGCAGACCACAAGGGCUCCAUAUAAAUGCAUUACAAUUACCAUAAAAGAAAGCUCGACAGGCUGAUUCACUUGUUUAUGCGCAGGAGGCCUUUAUCUGGCGUCAAUUGAGUGGCGCGAUCCGAUAACCUGCGAGCUGUAUACUCCAAGUUGUCAGUCGCCACUCCUGCUUUGUUUACAACGCAACGCACAAUGAGGCUCAAAUCGGGAGUGCUUUCGGUGCUCCUGCUGACCACCUUCUUGGCCCUGGGCGAGUGCUUUUGGCCAUUUAGCAAAUGGCAUGGAACAAAUGAUAAUCCUUCUGCGCCCCCUGAACCCAAGCUGUCGCCAGUGAUAUUCGUACCCGGCGACGGAGGCUCCCAAAUGGAUGCUCGGCUAAAUAAGCCCAACUCUCCCUACUUAAUUUGCCAAAAGACCCACGACUGGUACAACCUGUGGCUGGACCUGGAGCAGUUGGUCAUCCCCAUGGUCUACUGUUGGAUAGACAAUGUCAAGCUGUACUACGACAAGGUCACGAGGACCACACACAACACUCCUGGUGUGGAGACGAGGAUACCCGGCUGGGGCAAUCCCGAGGUGGUCGAGUGGAUCGAUCCCACCAAGAACAGCGCCGGAGCCUACUUCAAGGAUAUAGCCAAUGAGCUGGUGAAACUUGGAUAUAUUCGCAGACAAAACAUCCACGGAGCACCCUAUGACUUCCGCAAAGCGCCAAAUGAGAACCAACAGUUCUUCAUCGAUCUCAAGCAGCUGGUGGAGGACUCCUAUGAGGCCAACAAUCAGUCGGCUGUCACCUUCAUCUCGCACAGCAUGGGCAGUCUAAUGACCCUGGUGUUCUUGCAGGAGCAAACCCUCCAAUGGAAGGCGAAAUACGUGAAGCGCAUGAUCAGCCUAGCGGGAGUUUGGGCGGGAAGUUUUAAGGCUGUGAAGGUGUUUGCCAUGGGCGAUGAUCUCGACUCGUUCGCCCUGAGUGCCAAGAUCCUCAAGGCGGAACAGAUAACACACCCAUCCACGGCCUGGUUGCUGCCCUCGCCACUGUUUUGGAAGCCAUCCGAGGUGCUCGCCAUGACCCCAAGCAGAAACUAUACGAUGGCACAGCUGGAAGAGUUCUUCAAAGACCUCGACUACAUGACGGGCUGGGAAAUGCGCAAGGACACGAUUCGGUACAACCGAAACUUCAAUCCACCGAAUGUGGAACUGCACUGUCUCUAUGGCGAUGGCAUCGACACGGUCGAGAGACUGCAGUACAAGAAAUCGGACAUUAGUGCGGAAACGCCCAAGUUGAUAAUGGGUCUCGGCGACGGCACUGUCAACCAGCGUUCUCUGCGAGCCUGCAAGUAUUGGGCCGGCUACUCCAAUGCGCCUAUAAACACGCUGGCCCUCCAGAACGUGGACCACAUGCACAUCCUGUCCAAUCCGGACGUCCUCAAAUAUAUCCGCACUGUCAUGCAGCAGCCGUAAUGUCAAUUGUAGCGCUUAAAUAUUCGGAGAGCUUCGUGAUGCUCAAAAUCUAAAUCUAAAGCUAAUGACAAUGCCAAUUUAAUUGUUAAAUAAAUGUAACUCGUUAAGUAGCACAAGCGGAAGAACAAGA
This is a messenger RNA of Drosophila sechellia, 1824 nucleotides long. RefSeq names its product group XV phospholipase A2. Gene Ontology annotation, biological process: lipid metabolic process. The transcript is spliced from 4 exons. The record is from RefSeq and is a predicted model, not a curated record. The coding region runs from base 429 to 1694 and encodes 421 amino acids. Lineage: Eukaryota; Metazoa; Arthropoda; Insecta; Diptera; Drosophilidae.